UUAGUCCUCCAUGCAACAGAAAUCGAGCGCAGGUGUCUGAAAGCACGCCUCCCCUCACGGCCGAGAGAGGAGAAAUUCCCUCGACUGUCGACUAGAGCUUCUGAUAAGGACGAGACUGGUGGAGUUCUGAUCGCCCGGAGAGUGCGUAUGAUGAAAGCCUCUGGAAUUUGUCAGCCGGCUCACACCAUGCGUUACUGAUAUCCGGAGGGAUGGAUGGGAACAGGAGGAGCCUCGAGAAAUGACCUGCUGAAGUCAUGGUCAUCGAAGAGCAAUUCAGGGUGCAACUUGUUUGAAAAUGGCGAUUGAGAUCAGAGAUCAUUCUUCCUCUUCUUGUAGGUUCGAAGAACGGUCUUGAGUCUCAUGACCGGAUCGGUGUGGGAGCCGUCGAGAUGAUGAGUGGGGAGGUUCUCUUGACUUACAGCAAUAAGGCCCUUCUGGGUUUAAUGCUGCUCUUGCUGCUGUUAUGCAAUCUCCACCUUCUACGAGGCAGCACCACGAGCAGUUCCGAAGCUGCACAGGUUCAAGGUUUGUCAGCAGUGGAUCGCUGUGGCAGUCCUGUGUCGUGCAGAAAACCGGAGGCAAUUCUUCAAUUGGAGAUUCUCUUGAUGGCAUGCAAAAUGGCAGCCCAGGGCCGGGAGAUACCUGUAGAACGUGAUGAGUGCUGCUUGACCAUCAGGGCCCUGGAUCCGCCUUGUCUAUGUCGGGCCUUUGAUCUAGCUCUUCAUUACCCUCCGUUCCACCUUAACAUCACCGCUGCUCUAGGAUUACCACGACAUUGCGGAUACAAUGUGCCCGCCAACUGCAUCUGUAAUGGCUUCAAGGUGCCAAGUUAGAUGUCAAGAUCAUUGCUUGAAAGGACUUCCAGAAAACAGGGUACCCUUGUAAAUGUCAAGAGAGUUGAUGGUUGAAUUACGAACUUAGCAGUUAAACAUUUUCUGAAGCCAGCAGCAGAAGACGAGUCAUCUUGGCAAGCGAUGCAGAUCGUUGUUGUGAGGAGAGGACACGAGAGAAUUCCGACUUGCCAGAUAGGAGUCGCAGAGCUUUUUUUUCCAAGAAGCAUUGCAGAGCAUGUAUGUUAAAUGGCAAGCGCAGCAAUCCUUCCGACAGAUGUAUCACCAAGAACUUAGAUUCGAAAUCUGUAAAUUGUAUCCUGAAACUCAUUUAGAUUCAAUUCUUACACAGCUUGGAUUCUACGAGUUGUUUCGUUGGAAAGCUUUUGUUGCAGGAGGUAGGGAUGAGUCCGUGCCUGAAAGAAAUGGAACUUUCCAAUUUCCAAUUCUUUCAGGCACAGAGACUAUAAUUGUAGGGACCAUUCUCGACAUAAUGAGUCUGCCCUCUUUUCUCAGUUGCUACUUUCUUCUCUGUGCAUGUCUCUCAGCUUUUGAGGUCUUUUCAGGACCGAUAUUUCUA
Messenger RNA from Marchantia polymorpha subsp. ruderalis, 1410 nucleotides. The record is from the annotation of a GenBank genome assembly. NCBI's taxonomy places the organism in Eukaryota, Viridiplantae, Streptophyta, Marchantiopsida, Marchantiales, Marchantiaceae.